Molecule: messenger RNA, 954 nt
Organism: Fukomys damarensis (Damara mole-rat)
Lineage: Eukaryota; Metazoa; Chordata; Mammalia; Rodentia; Bathyergidae
Product: olfactory receptor 6K3-like
Exons: 1
Coding region: 1-954 (317 amino acids)
Biological process (GO): G protein-coupled receptor signaling pathway
Cellular component (GO): membrane
Molecular function (GO): G protein-coupled receptor activity; olfactory receptor activity
Source: RefSeq, a predicted model, not a curated record
AUGGAAAAUAGAAACAUAUCGGCAGUGACUGAAUUUAUCUUCACUGGGUUCCCUCAGCUCCGAGACGGUGGCCUCUUCUACUUUUUCCCUUUACUUUUCAUCUACAUCUUCAUAGUGAUUGGAAACCUGAUGAUUGUCUUUGCUGUAAGGCUGAACACCCAUCUUCACACACCCAUGUAUCAUUUAAUCAGUGUCUUCUCAUUUCUUGAGAUGUGGUAUACCACAGCCACCAUUCCUAAGAUGCUCUCCAAUCUGGUCAGUGAACGAAAGGCCAUUUCUUUCAUUGGCUGCCUCUUGCAGAUGUAUUUCUUCCAUUCCCUUGGGAACACUGAAGGGACCUUACUGACUGUCAUGGCUAUUGAUAGAUAUGUUGCCAUCUGCAACCCACUCCGUUACCCAACCAUAAUGACCCCCCGACUGUGUGCCCAGCUCUGUGUAGGCUCCUGUAUCUUUGGCUUCCUCAUCCUUCUACCUGAGAUUGUUUGGAUUUCUACACUACCUUUCUGUGGUUCCAACCAAAUCCAUCAGAUCUUCUGUGAUUUUAUCCCUCUACUGAAUUUAGCCUGUACAGACGCUUCUGUGAUCCUGGUGCAGGACGUAAUUCAUGCGCUUGCCAUUCUAAUAACAAGUCUAAUCAUUUCUGUUUCUUACAUUAGAAUUAUCAUUGUGAUUCUGGGCAUCUCUUCAGUGGAGGGCCGUAGAAAGGCUUUCUCCACUUGUGCCGCUCACAUUGCCGUCUUUCUGUUGUUUUUUGGUAGUGUGGCCCUCAUGUAUCUUCGAUUCUCCAUUACUUAUCCACCAUUCUGGGACACCACCAUUGCUCUGACAUUCUCUGUGUUUGCCCCAUUUUUCAAUCCUAUUAUUUAUAGCCUGAGAAAUAAGGAUAUGAAAGAUGCAAUUAACAAACUCUUUUGCUCUCAAAAGGUAUUUAAUGUCUGUGAUAAUUUAGGUUAA